Molecule: messenger RNA, 839 nt
Organism: Melopsittacus undulatus (budgerigar)
Lineage: Eukaryota; Metazoa; Chordata; Aves; Psittaciformes; Psittaculidae
Gene: TVP23B
Product: trans-golgi network vesicle protein 23 homolog B
Biological process (GO): protein secretion; vesicle-mediated transport
Cellular component (GO): Golgi membrane
Source: RefSeq, marked inferred
GGCGGAAGUGAGGGAGCUCCGGCCAUGUUACGGCAGGAUAGCAGUGAUGACAUCGAAGAUGUGUCUCUCUUUGAUGCAGAUGAUGAUGCAUCCAGGAGAUCGAAGAAGUCCAAAAUAAGGCAUCCUGUGGCAUCAUUUUUCCACUUAUUCUUCCGAGUCAGUGCCAUCGUUGUCUAUCUGCUCUGUGAGCUCUUAACUAGCAGCUUUAUCGCCUGCAUGGUGACAAUUAUCCUCCUCUUGUCGUGUGACUUUUGGGCUGUAAAGAAUGUCACAGGACGACUGAUGGUUGGCCUUCGCUGGUGGAACCAGGUGGAUGAUGAUGGUAAAAGUCACUGGGUGUUUGAAGCCAGGAAGGUAUCAGCACAAAGGAGUAAAAGCUCCUCAGAAGCAGAGUCCCGAAUUUUCUGGUUAGGUCUGAUUACCUGCCCUAUGAUCUGGGUGAUAUUUGCUUUCAGUGCACUCUUUUCUUUCAAAGUGAAAUGGCUGGCAGUGGUUGUGAUGGGAGUGGUGCUUCAGGGAGCCAACCUUUACGGUUAUAUCAGAUGUAAAGUUGGCAGUAGGAAGAACUUGACGAGCAUGGCGACCAGCUAUCUUGGAAAGCAAUUCUUGCGGCAGACUGUGGCUAAAGAAGAUCAGCCAGCAUCCUGAGAGUAGCAGAAGACUCAAUCCGGAUUCACAGUAGUAAACAACAGGGAACUUUGCUCUGACCAUGAGAUUUGGGAGCUGCAUACAUGAGGUGUGAAUUAAAAGAAGUAAAUAAAUUGUGCAAGACUUCAGGUUAACACUCCUAGCAGCUUAUAUUCGAUUUUCCUCUAGCAGUUUGUGUUUUAAGUCCUUUC